Acanthosepion pharaonis is the source of this 1413-nucleotide messenger RNA. The record is from the annotation of a GenBank genome assembly. NCBI's taxonomy places the organism in Eukaryota, Metazoa, Mollusca, Cephalopoda, Sepiida, Sepiidae.
AUGUUCUUUUUUCGCUUUCCUUUUUCUCUUGUAUGUUCUCUCUUUUUCUUCUUUCAUUAUUUCACUCUUUCUUUUUCUCUUAUAUUUGUUAUUCUUUCUCUCUCACUUUCUUUCUUUUACUCUCAUUACCUUAUUCUUGCUCUCUCUUUCUCUUUGAUUAUUUUAUUCACUCUUUCUCCUAUUCCUUCUUUUUCUUAUUUAUAUCCACCCUCUGUCUUCCUUCUUUCAUUAUUUCAUUCUUUCUUUUCUAUUUCUCUCUCUCUCUCUCUCUCUCUCCCUUAUAUUAAUUACCUUAUUUUUCAUUUCUCUUUCUCUUUCAUUAUUUUGCUCAACCUUUCACCUUAUCCUUUUUCUUAUUCAUAUCUCACUUCUCUCUUCUUUCUUUCAUUAUUUCACUCUUUCUUUCCCCUUUCUUUAUAUUUCUCUCUUUCCCUCCCCAUCUCUCUCUUAUUCUCCUCCUCCUCAGUUCCAGUUAAUGUCCCAUCAAUUAGAACCCCUAAUCUCUAUUUCUUUUGCAUUCUCCUUUCCCCCCUCCUCUCUUUUCCUUCUAAUACUUGUCUCUCCCGUUGCUCUCCAAUCUCUUUGACUUUUUCACUCUUUAUUUGGUUCUUUCUUUCAUUCUUUCUUUCUUUCUUUCUUUCUUUCUUUCUUUCUUUCUUUCUUCAUGACUUUCCACAUGUUUGUUUCUUUUCUUUUUCUUUAUAUCUUUGUGCAAAUUCUUUUUCUUUCUUUCUUUCUUUCUUUCUUUCUUUCUUUCUUUCUUUCUUUUUCUUUCUUUUCUUGAAUUUUUCUUUCUUUUUUUUUUCUUUCUUUCUACACUUUUUUUCUUUCUUUCUUUCUUUUUUUUUCUUUCUUUCUUUUCUUUCUUUCUUUCUUUUUUUCUUUUCUUUCUUUUUCACACUUUCUUUUUUUUUUCUUUUCUUUCUUUUCUUUCUUUCUUUUUUCUUUUUCUUCUUUCUUUCACAUGCUUUCUUUUUUUUUUUUUUCUUUCUUUUCUUUUCUUUUCUUUUCUUUUUUCUUUCUUUCUUUCUUUCUUCUUUCUUUCUUUCUUUCUUUCUUUCUUUCUUCUUUCUUACACCAAUUUCACACAAGCUCUUUUUUUCUUGCUUGCUUUCUUUCUUUCUUUCUUUCUUUCUUUCUUUCUUUCUUUCUUUCUUUCUUUCUUUCUUCUUUCUUACCUUUUUUUCUAGCUUUGCUUGCUUGCUUGCUUUCUUUCUUUCUUUCUUUCUUUCUUUUCUUUCUUUCUUUCUUUCUUUCUUUCUUUCUUUCUUACACCAAUUUCACACAAGCUCUUUUUUUCUUGCUUGCUUUCUUUCUUUCAUUUCAUGCCAGCUUCCUUUUCCUUUCUUUCUUUCUUGCUCAGAUGCCAUGAUAUACUUUCUUCCCUUCUUUCUUUCACCAAUUCCACACUAG